AUGUAUAUAUGUGCCUCCUUUGAUAUUUAUAUAUAGUACAUUUAGUUUAUAAGUGCUAGUACUACGUCGAACUUAACGAAAAGAGGUUCUACAAUAUUUCAUAUGGCUACUGGAUUAAUGAAAACAAUGUUAAAGGAAAUUAUAUGACAGAUUCGUUCAUAAGAAAGUUUCGAUGUGUUUUCCGCGAGCAGAUGUUACAAAUGUUGAAUUAAACGCACACCGCUAUUGAUCCCUAAUCCUCUAAAAAAACGUUCUCGUUAAUUCCAAGAGGUUAAUUAUAACAUACGUUUCUCUCGGCUUUCUUUUUACAGUUGUGUGUAGAAAUGCAUUGUGGGAUUCAAUUCGCUUGACGUGAAUGUGUUGUUAUGAAUGAACUUGGAUUAUAACUCGGAUUAACCGGCUUAACGUAACGCGAUAAGAAAACAAGUGUGAUCAUGGGCAUAAAGUGUAAAAGUGUACUAAGUGACGUUGGAUAAUACUGUUGUCACCGUCUCCAAAAGGGGGCGCUAGGGGGCUACACAUCGACAAAACUCGCAGGGAUCUUUUAAUCAUGCAAUUUCAAGAAUCUUUACAUCAGCUUAUUUCCUUAGGCACUGUACUAACGGCGAUUGUUCCGAGCAUUGUAUGGGCCGGAUUUGGGCCGAUCUCUCGUACCACAAAGGGCAAGAUCGAGGGAGUACGGGUCAAUGUUCAUGGAACUGAAGUGGAUAUUUACUGGGGAAUACCUUUUGCAAAGCCACCUGUAGGGGAUUUACGGUUUAAGCACCCUAUUCCUCCAGACUCAUGGAACGGUGUUCGAGAUGCAACGAGAAAACCGGCAGCAUGCUGGCAAGGAGAGGAUAACGCAUUCCCAGGCCAUGAAGGAGCAAAAGUUUGGAAUCCAAAUACGAACUGCAGUGAGGAUUGUUUGUAUUUAAAUGUGUGGGUGCCAAGAACUGAUUCGUCGGUUAUAAGUAAACCGGUUAUGAUAUGGAUAUUUGGCGGCGGAUUUUAUUCCGGAUCGUCAGUUCUUGACAUAUAUGACGGAAGAUAUAUAGCUGCCGAAAAUGACAUCAUUGUUGUUUCUAUGCAGUACAGGGUAGGAGCUCUGGGAUAUUUCUCUCUUUUUCAUCCGGAGGCCCCGGGCAAUGCUGGUAUGAUGGAUCAAGUUAUGGCUCUUGAUUGGGUCCAAUCAAAUAUUCAUUAUUUUGGAGGUAACGCGCAUUCAGUGACAUUAUUUGGAGAGAGUGCCGGCGCUGUCAGCGUGGGAAUGCAUAUGCUGUCCCCAUUGAGCCAUGCUAAAUUUCAUAGGGUAAUUUUACAAAGUGGGGCGCCCCAAGCAGCAUGGGCUACCCUUUCAGAAAAGGAGGCUAAAAAUAGAUCACAUAUAUUUGCCAAAGCGUUCCAGUGUGAGUAUCCGGAAAAUACCGACAUUGUUAAUUGUUUACGAGGUGUCUCUCCCGAGAAGUUGUUGCCUGUGGAAUGGGACACUGUUGUAUACGGUGUUGUAAGAUUCCCUUUUGUGCCUAUAAUUGAUGGGACUUUUUUAAUAGAGGAUCCUGAACAGUCGUUAAUUAAAGGCAACUUUAAGAAAUGUCCAGUUUUGUUAGGACAUAAUACAAACGAGGCAAGUUUCUGGCUUUUAUACUCUCAUGAUAUUUUUUCUCUCUAUCAAUCGCCUCAAGUUAGUCAAAAUCAUUUUGACCUUCUAAUUGAUGACAUAUUUUCUUAUCACCCAUAUUAUCCGAGACUCUUAAACUCUUUUGGAAAGGAGGCGAUAAAAUUUCAAUACCGGAACUGGGUAAAUCCGGACGAUCAGAAAAUGAAUGCUUGGCAACUUGAUAUGGCUGUAGGGGAUUUUAAUUUCAUAUGUCCUUGUGUUGAUUUUGCGAUACAUGCAGCAUCUGCUGGUAGUAACGUGUACUAUUAUGUGUUUGAUCACCGAUCAACUAGGCAUCACUGGCCAGAAUGGGCCGGUGUGUUACAUGCCGAUGAGAUAAAUUUUGUGUUCGGAGAACCAACGAACAGAACAUUUGGAUAUACUGAUGAAGAGAAAAUAUUCUCUAGGAAAAUAAUGCGAUACUGGACCAAUUUUGCUAAAACUGGAGACCCUAACCGGUCGCCGGGCUCCGUCUUCUUGGAUGAGUGGCCUGUAUUUAACAAUGUGAGCCGUAAACAUAUUAUACUUAGACCAGACCUCAUCAACCGUCUUGAUAAAUCUAAGGCAAUAGGGCAGGGAUCAAGAGCGAAGGAGUGCUCUUUCUGGAAGGACUAUCUACCAAACCUUGUUGUUAGGACAGAGGAUCUUAAUAAAGAGUGUGAGGAAGAGGAGGAUGACGUCAUUUCCGGAACAAAUCAAGUCCGACCUUACUUAGUGACGGUGAUGGCAGUUUUGUAUAUGGCAGCAUCCUGGCAUUAAACAUUGGCAUUAUAGGCGACAUUAUGUUUAAUUUAUAUCUAAUGAACGGUGGUUCUCAGAUCACUUUGGUGCAAAUGUUAUAACGUGAGAUUGUAACGUUAUUGGCAAUUGUGUAAGAAAGAUAUUUUGUCGUAUGAGCGUGUCCGGUUAAUAGGUCAAGAAAUAUGGUAUAUAGCUUCAAGAGCAUUUAAGUCUACAGGUUUUGCCAUGAAGUGAGUAUUAUAAUUCGUUAUUCCCAUUGGAAAAUUACUUGCUUUCUACGGCGGAUCAGUUUCAGAAAAUGGAUGCAUCGUAUCCAAUGACAGUGUGUUUAAUUUGUUUACAUCCUGUUACAACAACAGACACGUUUGUAACGACGAUUUUCAUUGGAUAAUCAUUGGAUAACCGUGACGACACAUGGCAACUGUGGAAUUAAGAAUUAUUUUCUUUUUUCUGACCAUUCAGUGUCAAAAAUAUGUUUUAAAGAUUUUCAUGGUUAUAUGGCUGUAUAUUAACGAUUUGUUUGUUAUGUAAGCGUUUUCCUUAUGUUUUAGGUUAUAUUAUCUAACGACCGUUUAAUAUUGGCCAUAUUACCUUUAUAAAUAAAACACUUAUAACUUAUAAUAAUUUAUAACAGCAAAUAAAUCUCUUUAUUUUUAUUAAUACUCACAUUUUGAAAUUUUGGGAAAAAACUGAUCAAUACAUUUACACUUUAAUAGUUGAUCGUUUUGUGCUUUUAUGUCCAAAAGAUAUAAUCUAGAUAUUACUUCGUCGUUCUAGCAUUUGUUAAUUAACUUGUACAUUUGUUUAUUAAAUUGUACAUUUGUUUUGGUAUGUUUAUAUUAGUAAAAUGUUAAUGUGUAAAUAUGUUGCAAGAAAUGUUUGUUUUUAUAUAUUCUUAAGUUUCAGUUGAUUGCAAUAGGGUUUAUUUUAGAUUGUAUUUUUCAUACAUAUUUGUAAAUUAUCUAAAGUUAGUAAAUAUUAAUCUUUAGUAUACAGUAAGUUGUUUGAAUUGUUGGACAGUGGGCUUACAUGUUUUGGUAAUGGAAGUUAUCACUUUGUUUUUAUGUGAGUAUAUCAAGCAUUGGUAAUGUGCAAGAAAUUACAGUACACCUUCAAAAGCUUCUUCUUAAUCAGGACUGGUCCAUUGCCCAGUCGAAAUGAAUGUAUAAUGCAUUCCUUUGUUUGUAUAGUAGUACAUUUCUAAUACGUUUCAGUAAUCGAAAAAGAAUUAACUUAUAAAAAUGUGUUGUACUACAUUACGAGGUGGAGGAGUUUUCAUGACGUCAUUUAUGGUAUCUACGUCACAUCUUGCGUCAUAAAACGUCCUUGCAUUCCAAUUUAUGUCAUGUAUAUAUCGAGUAAAAAUAAGUUCUACAUGGCCGUGUAGAUUAAUUUUGAUAGGAAAAGAAAUGUGAGACGUGUUAGGAAAUCAUUUUUCCCACCACAUUUUAUCUGAUUGAAGGGCAUAGCUAAUGAAGGUAAAUAUAUAUUUAGAAAUAACGACAUUACAUUCCAAAAAUUGUUUCAUACAUUCAUACAUACAUUAAUCGCCAACACUGUUUUCUAUGUCUUUUUGCACAAUUUUGUCUAAAAAAUUAGGCAUCAUGUUUUAAAAUCUCUCAUCUUUAAACAUGUUUAUAUAUAAAGUGUUUUUUGACUCACUAGAACUGUGACUCAUUCUUUUGGUGUUUUUAUUUGAUUGUUAGAUAUGAACCUACUUAUGCACUCAAUAACAAAUUAACACACUUCAAAAAGCAUGCACUUAUUUUCAUAUCGUCAUCUUUAAGUAGAAAGACAUCGUGUUCAUUCCAGAUGAUACAUUUACUAGCUUAUAAUCAAUAUGUAAACAUUUUUUUCAUCUUAUCUUUUUAUUGCAAUCCUUACAUGUUAUUGUAUUAACUUAUGGUAUAGAUCUAGCAUAACUUGGGGCCAAACCAAUGAAUUUUUCCAUCGUUUUCUUUAUUCGCCAAAAACAAUAUAGCCUAUUAAAAAAGUUAGAUUUAUAAAGAAAAAUCUGUAACAUUAUUGUUUCUUAAGCAUGAAACGGUUGAUGGUGUUCUGGCGUUUUUGAACACUGCACCCAUUGCGCUCGUGCAUUUUUAAUAUCUUUUCUCCUUUCUAGUAUUAAGGCAAAGAUAUGUUACAGCUAAGAACUACCUUGAUAUUAUUGAAUUUUAACAAUGUAACACUUUUGGUGGUAUAUAUAUAUAGCCCUGUGUAACAAUUACGUACAUCUUUGGUUGUUUUAAGAUUUUUAAAGGUCAUACAAUAACGUUUUUUUGUUAACACAGUGUAUCUUCGGCAAUUAUCUUAUUUGUGUAAUCCAAACUGUUUUUUAAAUAUUAAUAUAUUUUACAUUUCAACUGAUGUAGUAUUUAUACACUUGGUAUAAAAUGUCUUUAGAUGAAAAUUUGUUAAAUCGACAUUCUAAUGGUUGAGCUUGGCAUUAAAAUGUGUAUCACCAAAAUUAAUGUAUUAUAAAUUUACAUAUAUGCAAGAUUUUCUUUUUCUUUAUGUGCACGGUUUUUACAGUCAUAAUCUAUCAUGGCCUAUUAACAAUGUUAUGAAAUAAAAUACUACAUGUACAUUUUAGUGGGCCAGUGAGGAAAAUUAUUUACAAUACCUUAUAUAAUAAGACCAUCUAAGACAAGGUUACUAACAUUUCUUGUUUACAAUUCUUGAAUAUUUUCAGGUAAAGGCACAUGCAUUCUUUUACUUGUGGACCAUUUGCCACUGUUUAUGGAAUGGCACAAACGUGUCACAUAGUGAGUUCUAUGAUAAUCACCGUAUGACCUCAUCAGCGGUUGUUUCUAAAUUCAAAACUUCACUAUAACAUAUUUAAAGGUUAGUUCUGCUUAAGCCGGUGCUAAGGGGCAUGGAUGGUGGCUUUUCUUUAUCACUACCGUCCAUGAACGGACCUGUAACAUUUUUUUUUCAAAUUUGCCGUUUUGGGCGUUUUUAAUUAUACCGUUUUUCACUUUUUAAUAUUCACCCAUUUUUCAAAAUAUUUUUUUCACCUUUUUAUUACCAGGGCAAUGAUAUAUUACAGAUAAAAAAAAACACUUUUAACUAUUUUACACUAUAGUAACAUAAAUUGAACAUUAUGUAUCAUUUUAGCAAGAAUACAUGCCAAGUAAGUUGGAAGUAAAUUUGGAAUUUCACGUUCCCACCUUUCAUCUUUUUAUUGUCUUGUAUCUUAAUUUUGUUUUAUUUUAAACAGGCAAAGACCACACUGAUAUAUUGAUUUAAGUUUAUUUCAAAUUUCCAAAAGUUAAGAGGGACCAGACGUAUAUAACUAAAAGGAUGUUCGCUGUUUCUAUGUAAAUGAAUUAGACUUGCUUUAAAUUUGACUUCUUGCAUUGGUUAGUUCAGGGAUAUGAAGCUUGAAUUACUGAAUUGUGUAGGCAGCAUUAAAAAAGUAUUGCAAGACUGUACAGAUGAGUGGGUCUGAUUUGGUCUACAUUUUUUGUCAAUGAAUGGGUAGAUCUUGUAUUCUGCUAACAAUGGUAUGCCAAUAGGCUGAUCAACGUAAAUACAGUGCUGAAUUUGAUCAACGUGAAUAAGCUUUUUGUGUGUUCGGUUGGUCAACAAGAAAACGAUAUUAAUACACUUGUUACUAUAUAUAGUAACAAAAUUGCCCAUGAUGAGUGUCACGUGACCUGAGUUUGCGGCCCGGGGCCGAGAACUAGUUAUCAGCCCGCAGAACUAAUGUAGGUGCACAAACUGAAACAAUGACGUCAGAUUUCACGUCUUCAAACAUUUAAAGUAGGUUUUUAGCACGAAUCGCUUGAUUUUAAUAUGAGAGCUUACACAGUUUUUUUAACUAUUGAAAUUUAAAAAAAUAAUACGACAAAUUCAUUCCGAAAAAAAAAUGAAAAUAAUACUUGCUUCUAGAUUCUAGUGUACUUUGUACACAUAAAAAGUAAACAACUCUGAAGAAGUAAAGUUCUGUACAGUACAGUAGAAGUACAGACGAAAGAAAUAUCAAAGUAUUUUUU
Messenger RNA from Ruditapes philippinarum (Manila clam), 6378 nucleotides. RefSeq names its product acetylcholinesterase-like. The transcript is spliced from 5 exons. Bases 551 to 2398 code for a protein of 615 amino acids. Gene Ontology annotation, molecular function: acetylcholinesterase activity. Gene Ontology annotation, cellular component: plasma membrane. NCBI's taxonomy places the organism in Eukaryota, Metazoa, Mollusca, Bivalvia, Venerida, Veneridae. Gene Ontology annotation, biological process: acetylcholine catabolic process; choline metabolic process. The record is from RefSeq and is a predicted model, not a curated record.